Molecule: messenger RNA, 1158 nt
Organism: Schistocerca serialis cubense
Lineage: Eukaryota; Metazoa; Arthropoda; Insecta; Orthoptera; Acrididae
Product: NF-kappa-B inhibitor cactus-like
Exons: 2
Coding region: 189-917 (242 amino acids)
Molecular function (GO): protein binding
Source: RefSeq, a predicted model, not a curated record
CUCCGACGAGUAAAGUAUCUCUCACGCAGCCGCAACAGAGUUCCGAACAGCUGCAUCAUCAUCAGCAGCAGCAACCUGUUGCUGCACCUGCGUGGGAACUGUACUAUCAACAGGAUGAAGAUGGCGACACGCAACUUCAUAUUGCAAUUAUACAAGGCUUUAUUGAAGUUGUGUACGCUCUCAUCCAAAUGGCACCUCACCCAUGCUUCCUAGAUAUUGUAAACUACGAAUGUCAGUCGGCACUGCACCUGGCAGUGCUUACGAGACAGCCAAGGAUAGUCCGGAGGCUUGUGGUCGCGGGUGCGACGGUGGAUAUUCGUGAUCGUUCGGGAAACACUGCUCUGCAUUUAGCGUGCCUCAAUGGCGACAUUGACUGUGUUCGCGCUCUUACUGAGCCUGUGACUGUGGCGGAAGAAACGAUGGCAGGCCUCAGGUAUCGCACGUACCAGCACCAUGUUCCGCAGGACCUAGAGGAGAGAAACUACGACGGUCAGAUGUGUAUACACAUGGCAGCACUGAGUGGCAAUGUGGAAGUCAUAAAGCAUCUGGUUGUCUGGUGUGGUGCAGACAUCAAUGCCAAAGACGGGAAGAGUGGUCGCACAGCACUACACCUGUGCAUCGAGCUGGGCCUGGCGCAUGUGGCGCGUUUCCUGGUGGAGGAACUGGCAACCGGUCUGCAGCUGGAGGCAGCUACGUAUGCCGGCUACACCGCUUACCAACUGGCAGCUGCCGUAGACUCGGCGCUCGCGAGGCAGCUGAGAGAGCACGGCGCGCAGCCCAGGCCGCUACCGGAUGACGAACAGAGUGACGAAGAAGAUAGUGAAGACAGUGACGCUGAGCAGAUGUACCAGGUUGGGCGCGACAUUGGUUUUAGCAGUCUAAGAAUGAACGGGCAGCCCGUCGACAUCACUGCCUAGAGAGGCACGAAAAGACUGCGGGCUACAUGUGGCUUAGUGAGCCACCAGCUCGGUUGUGACUGAGGAGGUACGCAACUGGGGAAGAUGACUCCUGUGCCAUACUCAAAUUGUCUUGUGGUGGAUGGACUGGUUCAGUGUUUUGGCAGCCAUUCUCUGGUAAUCACUAUUUGAGAAUAACUAUGUACUUUGGGAUCAGAGGACUACAGAGAUUGUAUAAAUUAUUGGUGCAAUAAAGUGGAAA